Messenger RNA from Salvelinus fontinalis (brook trout), 10143 nucleotides. Its product is annotated as dystrophin-like. Bases 96 to 8042 code for a protein of 2648 amino acids. The record is from RefSeq and is a predicted model, not a curated record. Gene Ontology annotation, molecular function: protein binding; zinc ion binding. Lineage: Eukaryota; Metazoa; Chordata; Actinopteri; Salmoniformes; Salmonidae. Gene Ontology annotation, biological process: synaptic signaling. The transcript is spliced from 57 exons. Gene Ontology annotation, cellular component: plasma membrane.
UCUAUAAGGAGACAGUAUCUACUCUGUUGGCCUGGUUACAGCAGUGUGAGGCGAGGCUAACCAUCCCCUCUACAGCCGUCACUGAAUACCCUGUCAUGGAGGGGAGGCUGAAGGAUGUCAAGGUAAUGCAGGUUGCGCUUGCAGAGCACCAGAGGGAGGUGGACUACCUGACGUCUACAGUGGACCAGGUUUUUCAGAAGGCCCCUCCAGAGAUCAGUCACAAGUACAGGACAGAGAUGGACAGCAUCAUGACUCGCUGGAGACGCCUGUCCUCAACGCUAGGGGAACAGGCGACCAAGAUAACAGAGCUUAUGGCUAAAUUACUGCAGUUCCAGAAUGACGUGAAGACUCUGAGGAAGUGGAUGGCUGAUGUUGACGUGUUCCUGAAUGAGGAGUGGCCAGCGCUGGGGGACUCAGAGGCCCUGCAGAAACAGCUGGAGCAGUGCACUGCCCUGGUGAAUGACAUCCACACCAUCCAACCCAGUCUGAACGGCAUCAAUGAGGUGGGCGUGUCUCUGAAGACAGAGGCGGAGCCACCAUUCGCCAUCCAACUGCAGAAGGAGCUCGAUGAGCUGAACGCUAUGUGGGAGAUAAUCUGCAAACAGGCCUAUGCUAAGAAGUCCGCUCUGAAAGGGGGUCUGGACAAGACCAUGAGCCUGAGGAAGGAGAUGGCUGAGAUGCAGGAGUGGAUCACUCAGGCUGAGGAGGACUAUCUGGAGAGAGACUUCACCUACCAGACCCCUGAGGAGCUACGCAAGGCUGUGGAGGAACUCAAGAAGGGUCAAGAGGAGGUCCACUCUAAAGAGCUGAAGGUGAAGCUGCUGACUGACUCUGUGAACAGUUUCAUCUCCAAAGCCCCUCCGGCCGCCCACGAUGCCCUCAAGGCAGAGCUAGUCGUGCUGACCGCUAACUACCAGAGACUCUGCAGCCGCCUGGACGGCAAGUGUAAAACCCUGGAGGAGGUGUGGGCGUGUUGGUGUGAGCUGCUGUCCUACCUGGAGCAGGAGAACGGCUGGCUGGACCAGCUGGAGCAGAAGCUAGAUGAGACAGACAGCAUCCAGGGGGGAGCAGAGGAGCUCUGUGAGGCCCUUGAUGCCCUGGACACAUUGCUGCGUCACCCUGAAGAUGGGAGGAACCAGAUCAGAGAGCUGUCUCAGACCCUGAUGGACGGAGGAGUUCUGGAUCAAAUGAUCCAGCACAAACUAGAUGCCUUCAACACACGCUGGGAUGAACUGAUGCAGAGGGCGGUUCGUCAGCAGCAGCAGCUGGAGAGGAGUGUGCAGUCGGCCCAGGAGAGUGACAAGACGCUGCGUCUCAUCAAUGACUCUCUGGACGCCACCGACCGCCACCUGUCUGCCUACAUCGCUGACCACAUCGACGCAGCACAGAUACCACAGGAGGCACAGAAGAUCCAGACAGAGCUGAAUGGUCACGAGGCGACUCUGGAAGACAUGAAGAAGAAGAAUACAGAGAGAGACCAGUCAGAGAGAGUAGCAGCCCAGAUCCACCUGAUACAGAAGAAACUCCAGGAGGUGUGUGUGAAGUUCAGGCUCUUCCAGAAACCUGUGAACUUCGACCAGCGUCUCUCAGAGUGUGAGAGGGUUCUCUGGGAUGUGAAGGCACAGCUGGGGGUGUUGGACAUACGCAGCGUGGAACAGGACGUGGUGCAGUCACAGUUGGAACAAUGCAUGAAGUUGUAUAAGAGUUUGAGUGAGGUGAAGUUGGAAGUAGAGACAGUGAUAAAGACAGGAAGACAGAUCGUUCAGAGACAGCAGACGGAGAAGCCUAAAGAGCUGGACGACAGACUCACUGCCCUCAAGCUGCUCUAUAAUCAACUGGGCGCGCAGGUGACGGAGGGAAAACAGGAACUGGAGAAGAGUCUGAAGUUGUCCAGGAAACUGCGUAAGGAGUUGAACAGCCUGACAGAGUGGCUAGCUGCUACGGACGCUGAGCUGACUAGGCGGUCUGCUGUGGAGGGGAUGCCCGGUGAUCUAGAGGCUGAGCUGGACUGGGCCAAGGCAACCCAGAAGCAGACAGAGAAGCAUGCUCCCCAGUUAAAGGCUGUAGUGGAGUUGGCUGAAGCCUUGAAGGCAGUGCUGAGAGGUCAGGAGAGCCUGGUGGAUGACAAGGUCCAGCUACUCAACUGUAACUGGGUCGCUGUCACCUCCAGGAGUGAGGAGUGGUUAAAGCUGCUGCUGGACUACCAGAGCCAGGUGGAGACGUUAGAUGUGAAUAUGAAGGUGAUAAAGGAGUGGAUGGAGGGAGCAGAGAAAGAGAUGGACCAGAUAGAGAACCAGGGACCCAACGACCCUGUCCUCAAGGGUCUGCGUGGGGACUUGGAGGUGAUGCAUAGUAAGGUGGAGGCGGUGCGGGUGCUAGGCCGGGGUCUGCUGGGGACUCGUGGGGAACACUGCCAGGCACAGCUGGGGCCCAAACUGGAAAAGCUCAACCAGCGCUUUGACAGCAUCGCACAGCGCAUCACUGCAGGACAGGCGGCAGCAUCAGCAGUGGAAGUGGAGCAGUUCCACAGUGAAGCUAAGAUCUGGCUGGACCUGCUGGAGGAAGAAGAGAAACAGGGAGAGAACCUCAAGGAGGAAGAUUUCACAGGACAGGACGGGAACUGUGAGGAGGGGGCAGUGAAGGAGCUGCUGCUGAAAGGACAGAAGCUACAGAGGAGAGUUCCAGACCUGGACAAGAAAGAACAGAUCAGAAUCAAACACAAUCAGCUCAACACUAAAUACAACAGUGUCAUGGACCUGCGUGGUGUGAGGAGGAGGAAGGCCCUGGCGAUAGCCCCCCAGUGGUACCAGUACCGUAGGAAGACUGAUGACCUUCUCCAGUGGCUGGACGACAUUGAGAGGAGCGUGGCUGAACUUCCUGAUCCAGCAGAGGAACAGAGGGUUAAGGAGAUUGGCUCAGAGUUCGAUGAGAAGAGUGAGGAUCUGAAAGAGGUGCAGGGAUUGGCCAAAGCGCUGUCAGACGCAGGGGCGACCUCGCUGGUGCAGCCCCGCCUCCUCCAGCUCAACACACGCUGGCAGGAGGUGGAGGCUAAAUUCACCCCCUACCGCCGACAAAGUGAGUACCUAGGAGAGCUGCAGACCCUGCUGCGUUCCGUCUCUGAGACAGACUUCCAACUGAACUCUCCUGAGUACUGGCAGGCCGUCUUCUACAACCUACCCCAGCAGGGACAGUGCCUUCAGGAGGUGAAGGUGAAUCUGAAGAACCUCCGCCCCCCUGUAGAGGGCGCUCUAGCCAGGAGAGAGGAGGUGGUGGCCAUCGCUACUCCAGCAGAGAGCACCAGGGUCCAGGAGACAGCUCUGCUGCUCAACACUAACUGGGACAAAGUCAACAAGCUGUACCUGGACAGGCUCAGACGCUGGGAGACGUCGAAUGCUAAGUGGCUGAAGUUCAUAGCGGACCAGAAGGUGCUUGGUGAUUGGUUGAGUGGGGCGGAGACCACUCUGAAACAGGCGAAGACAGACCCUGCUGGGACCAGACCACACCUUAAGGAGCUGCAGGAGAGCGUGGGGGCCCAGGGGGGUGUGGUGGCAGGGCUGAACGCUGCAGGGAAGGAGAUCAUUGGUCAGAGUACCCAGGAGGGCGGAGCUCAGAUCAGGCUACAGCUCAACACCCUCAACACACGCUGGGUGAACGUCACCCAGGAGAUCGCAGAGAGGAAGAGGAGGUCUGCAGAGGCACGUACUGCAGCAAUGGGGCUGCAGGAGGACAUGGGGGAGUUCCUGUCCUGGCUGGAUGAGGCUGAGGAGGUAGUGGCCAUCCCCCUGACGCCUGGAGAUCACCACCAGAUGAACGCCACCCUGGAGAAAGUCACGGCUCGUGUGUUGGAACUACCAGCCAGACAGGACAAUGUGGAUACCAUCAACACGAGGACCGGCACCGUACCCCUCCCUGCUGACAAACAGAAAGAAAUCAAGAUGAUCAACACACGCUGGGUACAGGUGUCUAAAAACCUGCCUGAGAAGCAGAAGCAGAUUGAGAGCUUGCUGAAGGAGCUGUCUCACUUCCAGGACCAGCUGACUUACCUCUCCUCGUGGACCUCAACCACCAGGACCACCCUAGAGGAAAACCCUGACAAUGUGGAACCCAAGCUCAUAGAUGAAGUCCAGGUCAAGAAGCCUGAGGUGGAGGGGGUGUUGGCUAAGGGCCAGGAGCUGUACAAGGACACACCUCCCAGCCAACCAGAGAAGGAGAAGUACCACAGUCUGAGUGAUGAUUGGAGGGCCAUUCAGGGGCAAAUGAUAGUACACCGAGAGAGGCUGGCCGCUCUGAGGAUCCAGAAAACCACCAUUGAGACCCUCCAGGGAGACUCCCCAGCCCUGGCUCAGUUCAACAAGGCCUGGGCAGAGCUCUCUGAUUGGCUUUCCCUGCUGGAUCAGAUGGUACAGACACAGAGGGUGACUGUGGCCGACCUGGACGACAUCAACCACAUGAUCGUCAAGACCAAGGGAGCACUGGGGGACAUGGAGCGGCGGCGCCCCCAGCUGGAGGGUCAGCUGACUGUAGCCCAGAACCUGAAGAACAAAACUAACAACCAGGAGACACGAGCUGCUAUCACCGACCGCAUUGACAGGUUGCAGACCCACUGGGAGGAGUCACAGGGCAGACUGGCUGAUAGACAUCAACAGCUACAGAACAUGCUGCAGGACUCCUCUGAUUGGUUGGACGCCAGGAAGGAGGUGGAACCUCUCAUCAAACGAGCCAAUGACAAGCUGGAGUCGUGGCAGGAUAUUUCCUACACCAUGGAUGCUCUGAAGAAGCAAAACACUGACCUCAAGCUGUUUGUGAAGGAGCUGCACCAGUGGCAGGGUCAGGUGGACGUGACCAAUGACCUGGCAGGGAAGCUGUUAACCCUUUACACCACCGACCACACACACAAGGUCACACAGAUGACCGACGCCAUGAACGUUACCUGGGAGCACAUCAACAAACGUGUCGGGGACCGUGAGGCGGCUCUGUCAGCUGCUCUGAGGCUGCUGCAGCAGUUCUACCUGGAUCUGAAGGAGUUCCUCAACUGGCUGACGGAGGCAGAGACCACCUGUAACGUCCUGCUGGACGCAUCACACAAGGAGAGGCUGCUGGAAGACCCUGAGGCUGUACGACACCUGCUGAGGCAGUUCCAGGACCUCCAGGGGGAGAUAGAUGGCCACACAGAACUGUACCACUCUCUGGAUGAGAAUGGUCAGCGUAUCGUGACCUCUCUGACCGGCUCAGACGAUGCCGUACUCCUACAGAGCCGACUGGACAACAUGGGCCAGCGCUGGGACGAGCUCCGCAGCAAAACCAUGAGUAUGAGAUCUCACCUGGAAGGGGAAAUGGCUCCAUGGAAGCGGAUACACAUGACCCUUCAGGAGCUGAUAGCCUGGCUGCAGAUGAAGACUGACCUGCUGGAGCAGGAACCACCAGUAGGGGGCGACGUCCCUGCUGUGCAACAACAGCUGAACACACACAGGAGCUUCAGGAGAGAUGUGAGGGCCAAGGGCCCGGUGGUUAACGGGGCUCUGGACCAGGUUCAGAUCUUCCUGUCUGAGCUGCCUGCUGAGAGGGAGCCACAGCUUCUCCAGAGAGACAUCAGUCCAGAGGAGCGUGCCCAGAACGUGGGGCGUGUCUUGCGAAAGGAGGCGGAGGAUGUGGCGUCCGGGUGGGAGGGGCUUAACGAGGAGGCUGCUGAUUGGCAGAGGAGGCUGGAGCUGGCUCUGGAUAGGCUGUUGGAGCUUCAGAAGGCCCAGGACCAGCUGGAGCUGAGGCUGAGCCAGGCUGAGAUGGUGAAGGAGGCCUGGGAGCCUGUAGGAGACCUGCUCAUAGACUCACUACCUGAACACAUCGACAGGGUCAAGGCGUUCCAGGCAGAGAUAGCUCCUAUCAAAGACGAUGUGAGUCACGUCAACAACCUGGCCUCUACCUUCGGCCCUCCGGACCUCGUCCUCUCACGACCCAACCUGGACAGACUGGAUGACCUCAACACACGCUGGAGGAUGCUACAGAUCUCCAUCAAAGAUCAUCUGAAGCAGCUGACAGAUGCUCAGAGGGAUUUUGGCUCUCUGCAGGGUUCUGUUCAAGGUCCAUUUGAGCAGGCGGUCUCACCCAAUAACGUGCCCUACUACAUCAAAGAGAAAACACCAGAAGUCCUGGCCCAGACCAUCUAUGACCACCAGACACAGACAACAUGCUGGGACCAUCCCAAGAUGGCCGACCUCUACCAGUCUCUGGCCGACCUGAACAACGUGCGUUUCUCAGCCUACCGGACAGCCAUGAAGCUGAGGCGCCUGCAGAAAGCUCUCUGUCUGGACCUCCUGGGUAUGCCCGCAGCGUGUGAGGUCUUUGAGCAACAUGGCCUGAAGCAGAAUGAGCAGCUGAUGGACAUCAUGCAGGUGAUGACGUGUCUGACCAGCCUCUAUGAGAAACUGGACCAGCAGCAUGGGAACCUGGUCAACGUCCCGCUGUGUGUCGACAUGUGUCUCAACUGGCUACUCAAUGUUUACGACACAGGAAGAAGUGGAAAAAUCAGAACUCUGUCCUUCAAAACCGGCAUCAUCUCACUCUGCAAAGCACACCUGGAGGACAAAUACAGAUUCCUGUUCCGCCAGGUAGCCAGUGCUACAGGGUUCUGUGACCAGCGGAGGCUGGGUCUUCUCCUCCAUGAUUCCAUCCAGAUCCCCCGUCAGCUGGGAGAGGUGGCCUCCUUCGGGGGCUCCAACAUCGAGCCCAGCGUCCGCAGCUGCUUCCAGUUUGCCAAUAACAAGCCAGAGCUGGAAGCUGCUAUGUUCCUGGACUGGAUGCGUCUGGAGCCUCAGUCGAUGGUGUGGCUGCCUGUAUUACACCGUGUGGCGGCUGCUGAGACAGCCAAACACCAGGCCAAGUGUAACAUCUGCAAGGAGUGUCCUAUCAUCGGCUUCAGGUACCGAAGCUUAAAGCAUUUUAACUAUGACAUCUGCCAAAGCUGCUUCUUCUCUGGUCGUGUGGCUAAGGGACACAAGAUGCAAUACCCCAUGGUCGAGUACUGUACACCGACUACGUCAGGGGAGGAUGUGAGGGACUUUGCCAAGGUACUGAAAAACAAAUUCAGGACCAAACGAUACUUCGCCAAGCACCCCCGUAUGGGCUACCUCCCUGUGCAGACCAUCCUGGAGGGGGACAACCUGGAGACUCCUGUAACUCUGAUCAACUUCUGGCCGGUAGAUCAUGCGCCUGCGUCCUCCCCCCAGCUUUCCCAUGACGACACCCAUUCACGCAUCGAGCAUUACGCCAGCCGGUUAGCUGAAAUGGAGAACCGUAAUGGAUCUUAUCUGAAUGACAGUAUCUCACCCAAUGAGAGCAUUGAUGAUGAACACCUGUUGAUUCAGCACUACUGUCAGAGUCUGAACCAGGGCUCUCCCCUCAGCCAGCCACGCAGCCCUGCCCAGAUCCUCAUCUCCAUGGAGAGUGAGGAGAAGGGGGAGCUGGAGCGGGUGCUCAACGACCUGGAGUCAGACAACAGGAAGCUACAGGCUGAGUAUGACAAGUUGAAGAAGGCCCACGACCACAAGGGUCUGUCCCCGCUCCCCUCACCCCCGGAGAUGCUGCCCGCUUCGCCCCAGAGCCCCCGGGACGCCGAGCUGAUCGCCGAGGCCAAACUGCUGAGGCAGCACAAAGGACGGCUGGAGGCUCGCAUGCAGAUCCUGGAGGACCAUAACAAACAACUGGAGUCACAGCUACACCGGCUCAGACAGCUACUGGAACAGACUGACUCCAAGGUGAACGGUACAGCCCUGUCCUCUCCCUCCACCUCGUCCCAGCGCUCGGACACCAGUCUGCCUCUGAUGCGUGUAGCAGGCAGCCAGACUACAGAGACUAUGGGUGACGAUGAGCUGUCGAGUCCGUCCCAAGAUGCAUUGGGGCUAGAGGAGGUGAUGGAGCAGCUAAACAACUCCUUCCCACACAGCCAAGGACUGAGUGUAGGCAGUCUGUUCCACAUGGCAGAUGACCUGGGUCGAGCCAUGGAGUCAUUGGUCAACGUGAUGACGGACGAACAGAACGGCGAGUAGCGGCAGACGAGGGCCCGCCCCUUACCCACUCCCCAACCAACCCCCCCCCCCCCCGCAUGCUUUUCUAGUCAAAACAACUGGAUUGGACACGUUUACAAAGAGAAAAAUACAUAUAUUUUUGUGAAGGAUCAGCAUUACAAAACUUGUAGAUUUCAGUAGUUUCUUAAACGUAUUGAAAAUGGUUUUAUUAACAAAAGGCAGGUUUUUAAACUUCUAUGCAAUUGUAUAAAAAAAUAAGAGAAAGGAAAAAGUAUGUGUAAAUCUUGUGAACGUAUUUCCAUGUCUUUGUAUGGAGCGCAUUUCACAACAUUUGUAUCAAAAAGAAAGAUUGUAAACAUAAGGGUGCUUUAUAUUACAAAACUAUGUUUAUUAUAACAACAAAACAUGAUAUACUGUAAAGGCAAUGCAGUCGUCCUGUGCCCUUUCAGCGUAGAGAGACUGACUGUGUGUAUGUAUGCACGUUUGUGUGUGUCUUGGUACGCAAGGAUGUGUGUGUGUGUGCGUGUGACGUGUGUGAAGGUAAUCUAUUUUCCACAUUGCAUUAUAGCUUUUGCUUUGGGCUGAUACACCUUUUGUUGUUUAUCAAACCAUCCAUCCAUCCAUAGGUCAUAGGUCAUCUUUUUCUUUAGUAGUGUCUGUUUGAUGAUCAUAAUAUGAUUCUAUGCCCUUUGCCCGCAUUCACCGCAGCUCUGGUCCACUCCUAUGUGUUGAAUCUACCAUGAGGACCCAUAGAGCACAUACUGAAAGGGCCAAUCUGGGAUAUUAACAGCCGUUAUUGUUGUUUUUCAAAUUAAGGAUUGGGCCUUUAACACUGACAGAAAGAAAGUAAUAGUGCUGUUUUAAUAGCUAUUCAUAGUGCUUUUGUAGGAUUAUGGAAUUUAAUUUAAUACCAUUUAAAAUAGAGCUACGGUACAGUGUGACAUUCAGCUGUUUGUAAUCCUGAGAUGAUUUUAUUGAUUUGAAAUCUAUUUGAUUUGAUCUGAGUUCUCUCCUAGUGUGAUUGGGAGUGUUUUAAGAUACAAGUGUAUGAUUCUAGAACGCCCGGUAAUGCAAGCUCUACCUCGUUUUAAUUGGUCAAAACCCAACUUUCACAUUCUUUUUCAUUCUGAUCCAUCCCCUAUUUCCCUUCCUAAGAAGGUGCAGAAAAUAUUCUACUGUAGCUGGAUGCCAUCUUAAAGAAUCCAUCCAUGUUUUGAAAUGGAGGAGUGACUCCCUCCAGAUACGUACACUGUAGUGUCCUCAGCAUAGCUGGAUGCCAUCUUAAAGAACCCAUCCAUGUUUUGAAAUGGAGGAGUGACUCCCUCCAGAUACGUACACUGUAGUGUCCUCAGCAUAGCUGGAUGCCAUCUUAAAGAACCCAUCCAUGUUUUGAAAUGGAGGAGUGACUCCCUCCAGAUACGUACACUGUAGUGUCCUCAGCAUAGCUGGAUGCCAUCUUAAAGAAUCCAUCCAUGUUUUGAAAUGGAGGAGUGACUCCCUCCAGAUACGUACACUGUAGUGUCCUCAGCAUAGCUGGAUGCCAUCUUAAAGAACCCAUCCAUGUUUUGAAAUGGAAUGACUCCCUCCAAUCUGAAUGUGUUCAGAUACAGACACUGUACUGUCCUCAGCGGUUCAUUAAGACAUAGAAAUGAAAUGUCAGACAUGUUAAGGAAACUGGACCAGGGUGCACUACUGUUAUUCAUCCUGGACAGACUAGAGUUGAUCUUCUGUGUGAUAAUGCAUUUGUUUUGUUUCAUUUGUGUGUUCCUUUAUGGAAUUGCAUGCUGUGGGGCGUCAGUGUGUGUGAGAUCACAGUUGAUUAAAUAUUCCCAUGCUUAUUUAAAAUCCAACCAAUUGAAGGUAUUCUUCAUGAUUAUAUUAUAGUUUCAUGACAACACCUUUGUAUUUGUUUUUGCACCAUGGUAUAGCAGCAUGAUCAAAGAUAAUGAUUCAUUAAUCCAAUACACUGCGUUAUUCAUUUCUAACCCUGGAGUUGUAUUAUCCAUCUUUUUCAAUAACUCAUUUAUUUCACAACAUAUCAAAUUCCACCAAAUAUAUGCCUUACUACUGUAUUAUAAAAUGCUUUACUGUGUCUAUCAAUAAAGCGGUGAUGUUGACUUGA